ACUAUAAUGAACCCGAAUCUGCCCGAAUCUGCAUCCAUUAUAGAUGUUGAUGUUUUACGACCACCACAAACAGCCUUUGCAUUUGCCUUCAGGGUUGCCUCAGGAAAAGGACUCAUAUGUGGAAUAUCCGUGGAUAUAAACCUUCGAAAUCUGGGUUUCUCACAAUACUGUUCUGUAGUGUACUUUUCUGCUCAGAAAGUGAUUUACAAGCAGAAGAUUUAUGCUGGUUGUGAUUAUUACAUGAAAACGUGUCAACAGUCACCGCCGAGCUGCGGUCUACGUCUUUGAAUUGGGGGCAGGAUCCCAUUGAUCCCCUGCAAACUGCAUUGGAAGUUGCGUGUAAUUUUGUGUGCCUAGGGCGAAUGCUCACUGUUGUGAGAGAGGCGAAUCAUUUUGUUCGACCAAACUGACGGAGAAAAAGGCAGAAGUUCUGCUUAGUAAUUCAUCUAUUUCAGUGAAGACUACUGUAGUUUAGGACCUAAUAAUGGUGGAAUGCAAAGCAGUUUAUGCUUUCAAACCAAAAGAGCCAGAUGAAUUGGAAUUUAAUCAAGGAGACACAUUGUUUGUGAAGGGUCCAGAGCAAGAUGCCGCUGGUACAGGAUGGCUGAGAGCAAAGCUUCAUGGUAGAGAGGGGCUUGUGCCUGCAAAUUAUCUUACACAGCUACCGGCAUGGUUCUUUCCAACGAUCACAAGAAAAAAUGCAGAACUGCUCCUGAUGCAGGAAAGGAACGGGGCAUUCCUUGUACGAAGAAGUGAAUCUUCAGAAGGCCUCUAUUCAUUAUCAGUUAAGUACAAUGAAAGUGUGCAGCACUUCAGAAUCCUGCAGGACACGGCCGGUAAAUUCCAUCUAUGGAUAGUCAAGUUCCCUUCUCUCGAUGCCUUAGUAGAUUACUACAGAACAACGUCCGUCACAAGAGAAAACCAGACCCCUGGGGUGAAGGCUGGGAACGUGAUCACCCUGGUAGACAUGCAGCGUAUGGAACAGACCAUGCAGACGUUCCCCCACCUUAAGAUGCUCAAAUCAGACGCAGGUGGAGAAUUACCCAUGGACAAUGGCUAUGCCCAGAAAGUUCCCAGCUACAUCGGUAGCAAUGGUAGCAGCAACGGACAGAGCGGGAGGCACUUCAACAACGGAGGCAUGAACCCUCCGCCGCAGCCUGUACACAGCAACAGCUGGGAUGUCAACUCGAGGCAUUCCCAAAACAACAUGAUGCAAUCUUCACCGAAUGGUUGGGAUUCCAGAAGAAAACAACCUGCAGGAUGUGGAACGGAUCAUAGGCAGCAGAGACUACAAGCUCUUUACGACUUCGACCCAGAAGAGGAAGGCGAACUCUGUUUUCGCAAAGGGGACAUCAUCACCCUCAUCGACAAGCCGACCAAAGACUGGUGGCGCGGCACGGUGGACGGACGCACAGGCAUGCUCCCAGCUCCGUAUGUCAAGGUCUUAUAAUAAUAAAUGCCAUCUUUUCCUGCUCCUCGAUCAUCAAUUCUUGGAUGAUUGAAUUUGGGAAGAAAGAGACUAAUAUGACUGUGAUGAUUGUUGUCGAUAGAUGACGUUAUCUUUGCGGCGCGGUGAACAUGGAAUCGGUUUGUUUGAACACGCCCAUAUGAGAGAACAGUGGAUCGAUCUGGCUGCGGAUCGUUUUAACCCUAUGGCCACCAUGCCGUGAAUGAAUUCAUUGAAACUUUUGGCUUGCGGUUUUACAACGAGAGGGUUUGAUAAGUUGUGUUUCCAUAUUGUGUUGAAUUGCAAUGGUGUCGAUGAUCAUGCCCUUUAACUAUGUUUGAUAUGCCGAUAUGGACUGUUCAGAAAUGCUACAUGUAUUUUAAUGUGUUCACUUUUUACAUGUAUUAUCAAUCAUGCAUAGUUGAAGUAUAAACAAUAAUGCCUUUUUUGUUUCCAUCCAGUGAUUUGAAGAACGUUAAAAUAAAGAAUCACGUAGGCGUGACUCAAUGUUUUACAAAUAGGUAGUAAAAAUGGCAGUUUAUUGCUGGUAUCCUGGUUUUGUAUACUGUAUACAUAUUCCUGUUUUUGUCUGAGUCGCACAGUUAAGUGAAGUACCACGGUUAUUUUAUCACAGUUUUUUAUUCUGAUUGGUAUAGACAGAUGAUUCUAUUGAAAGAAUAUCAAUACUGAAGAAAAAAGUGUCAAACGAAGCCCCAUUGGUAUAUUUUUCAAAAUAAUGUUGUGCAUAUAUAAACCUCGCAUUAAAGAGUUAUUAAUUAAAAAGGUAUUUAAUGAAAAAUACAUCGCAGCUCAAAAGCCAAAUACAUGUACAUGCCUUUGAUGAUUAAUAGAGCAUUUCAAAAUACAAUCGAUAUCUAUUCAUUGCAAAUUCCCAAUGAAAACCACAAAUCUACAUACAAAACACGUCCUUUCUUCCAAAAACAAAUUAAAACAAAAACCUUCAGCAAAAAGUCAAUGAAAAUUAAAUAAACUUUCUUCCAAGUGUAUUAAAAGUGACCUCUUGAAUAUCACCUCGGAAGAUAUGAGUUUGAAAACAACAACUACAUGUAGAUUACCGAUUUCCAGGUGGUAGGGAAGAAGAAUUUAGUUGUUUGUCUCUCUUUUUUUAGGAAGAAGAAUCAUGGUUUGAUGUCAAAAACGAAAGGAUACAACCUUAAUAACAGGAAAUUAGGGGGAGGGGACGGGAGUACGAUUCGUGCCAAUUACAUUUGAAGACAAGUUUGAGCAGAAAUUAGGGGUCCAAUAUCCAAACAGGGAAAUUGGCCGAGCCAAAAACAGUUUUCAAGGAGAUAAGUUAGUUCCCCAUUUAUUGAUAGCUUUGUGAGGUUUUUUUACCAUUUUAUGCUUGGCAUACAUGUCCGUUUGUGUAAUACAGUUGAUUUGGCUUAGAAAAUGUUUAUGUAUUUCACACUUGUUGAUAUUUCAUCUCUUGUAUACAAUCGUUAUCUGAUGCAUCUGUUUCAGGCAGCGGAUUCAAGGGAGAAUGAUAUUUCUUCUGCCUUGCUUGUUGAACAGGAAGGCUGUAUGUUGUGGGCUCUCUGCCAAAACCUGAUUUAGUGAAAGGAAGUUUGAAGGUUGGCCGAUUCUUUAAGCAGAGAGGCACUAGGGAGGGGUAGCUAGUCUGCUUUUUAGACAUCCUUGCUGCCUUUUUUGUAUUAUUAUUAUAACAUUCAUGGUUGGAUACAUCUAGCCAAACUUUCAUGACUACUUUAAUAGCAACUCCUAGAAACAACCCUUUUUCACUAUAAAAAAAACCCUCACUUCUGAUCCAUUAUUAGAAAUUAUAACACAUACGAGAAUUGAGUACUGUAGACUUAAAAAAGAAAGUAGAAAGGUAAAAAAAAUCAAAUUAUUAAUAUUAUUAUUUAUUUUAUUUGGGAGGGGAGUAUUGCUAAACCCAACGCAUUACAAAAUAAAGUUAGAUCUAAUUACUUUCUGAAACUGAGAUAGCGAGUAGAAGGCAAUAUUUUCCUAGACAUACUAUAAGAAUAGAGAUAUUCUAUUGGAUUAUGUAAAUAUAAAAAACACUGAAUUUAUGGAGAUAUUUUGUAAGACCACAUAUAAUAUCCUUGUCAACACCA
This is a messenger RNA of Strongylocentrotus purpuratus (purple sea urchin), 3549 nucleotides long. Its product is annotated as protein enhancer of sevenless 2B. Lineage: Eukaryota; Metazoa; Echinodermata; Echinoidea; Camarodonta; Strongylocentrotidae. The coding region runs from base 485 to 1450 and encodes 321 amino acids. The record is from RefSeq and is a predicted model, not a curated record. The transcript has 7 exons. Gene Ontology annotation, molecular function: protein binding.